Gekko japonicus is the source of this 640-nucleotide messenger RNA. RefSeq names its product C-factor-like. Bases 1 to 588 code for a protein of 195 amino acids. The transcript has 5 exons. The record is from RefSeq and is a predicted model, not a curated record. Lineage: Eukaryota; Metazoa; Chordata; Lepidosauria; Squamata; Gekkonidae.
AUGGGUAAAUGGGUGCAGGAAAACGUUACCAAUCUCGAGAGUAUCAGCAAAGCUGCUAAGCAGGUGCAAGAGCAUGUCGGAGAAAGUGGGUUGACCCUGCUGGUGAACAAUGCCGCCCUUCGGCUGAAUGGCGACCUGGAGACCGAGACGGCUGAGCAGAUGGCGGCGACGUAUGCUACCAACACUAUUGGGCCUCAUCAAGUGAGCCAGGCAUUUCUGCCCCUGCUGAAGACGGCAGCUGAGAGGAGUCCUCUGCAAGGACUGAGCUGCAGCAAGGCGGCCGUGGUCAACAUAUCCAGCACUGGAGGCUCCAUAGGUCUCAUGUUCCUCUGGGAAAAGAUGCAGCGGGUCGGCUAUCGCUGCAGUAAGGCUGCUCUGAACAUGCUCACCAAAUGCCAGUCACGGGUGUACCAAGACUAUGGAAUUCUGUGCCUUUGCAUCCAUCCUGGCUGGGUGAAAACCGGAACAGCAGAGGCAGAUCUGACCGAGGAAGAGAACGCACGAGGAAUCGUUCAUGUCCUUGCCACGCUUUCUGAGAAGGAUAACGGGACCUUUGUGGACUGGGAAGGACGCCCACUUCCUUGGUGAAAGAUUUCCCUCACGCCACCCAAGGGCUUCUGACAGAAUCCCCAAUAAACCA